CAUCUUCCCAGCCGCUGCCCUGCCGCUCUUAGUGCCUGUGCUCCCCGGUCCAGGCUCUGCCUCUCCUCCUGCCUCCCCUCUUCGUUUCAUGUUCCAGCGGUUCACCUAUUCAUAGUUCCUACGUGUCUCCCCAUCACCCUCAUCGCCUUCGCUCAAUUCCUCCGUUGAUACUGGAGAUGAUGACAAAUAUUUCCCUUCCUAUCCAUACAGCUACACAUAUUGCCAUCAUUCUUCCAGCUAUCCUUCCCACUGCCUCCGGUUCCCUCUACUGACGAACGUUACUGUUCGCUGUUAUAUCCGCUGGCCUCACUCCGUGCGGACUGUUUUCAAAUAGUUACGUGGUUCUUCCGAAUGCCAUUGUAAGUUCCCUAGACCGGUUCAGACGCUCCUUUCCUUCCUACAACAACAUCUCUCAUGGCUGAAGAAGUGUUCGAGUUCACCCCUGUGCAGCGGCACCUCUCCAACAAGGCUGCUGCUGCGGCGUUGAAGCAAUGUGCUUCAGUCUCCGUCCAAUCGGUCUCUCGACCCUCUUCCCAGCUCUCACACAGACACACAACUCCCGAGUGCAAGGGUCAGCGAAACCUGUUCAGUGUGCGUACAAAGUAUCUUGCCAUCCGGAGCAAGUCCUGUCUGAACAAGCAAUGCUGCGCCUUUGCUCCGUCCUACAUCCGUGAACACGACUUUUCGGCUUGGUUAUUCGGCAAGCAGGCUCAGAAUCCGCCAUACGCCCAAACCAGCAUCCCCAUGGUCGACUUGGCCGCAGGCAAUGCAGGCACCGCCAAAUCUGCAGCGAUUCGCCCUUGCACAGGCGUCGUCUCUCCCACCCUGGAGCAGUCAGCUCUGGCCCAUGCGCUCGCCGACUUGCAUAUUCGCGACCCUACGUACGAGCUGCGUUCCCUGGAACCGAUCAGCAGCAAUGAUGAUGAAGCUGUUGACGACGACAACAAUGUAAACACAAACAACAAUGCUCGGCCCCUGCGGUACCGCUCCUCUUCCACUACAAAUCUCCACAGCACGCCUGUAAUGUACGACGGUCUUCGUUCGCAGUAUGCGGGAUCCUUCGAUUGUUUGCACCGGUCUCUGACCGAUUUGUGUCGCAAGCCAAACCCGCCGGCUGCUGCAGGCAAUCCUCGUUUUGCGUCCAUGCGCAUCUAUCGCGAACGACACGCCAAACGGCAAACAUCCUCCGCUAGCAACACACCUCCCAUCUCCUACCCGGCUCAUUGCCGUUCCCAGAUGGCUAACGCCCAUUCUUGUCUCUCCUCUCCUCAUUCAAGUGUCAUUCAGUUGAACGAGUUGGCUAGCGAUCCCACCAAUUCAGACUUUUCCGUAGCGGAAGCGGACACUGCUGAUGUCAGUUAUCAAUUGCGACACACGCCGUCUCGCCAGUCCUGCUGUGUUCGCCAGGCACCCUCCAUCCGUUCCCUGGCUCCCAGUAUACACUCUGCCUCUUCUAGUCUUGCCUCAAACCCAAAGGAAAACAGGCUGUUUCAAUCCAUGCACGGCAACAAGUCCUCUUCUAAUAGGUCUUAUUUUUUUAGACGUCGACGCAAACGCGGAGCCGAAGACUCUGCCUCAGCGGACGGAAAUCACAAGGUAAAACGACGGAGUCGUUGGCGGAAUAUUAAGCGUCAUGUUCGAGACUUUUUUCUUAUUUUCAAAUAAGCUGGAAAGAUUUUGAUUUCUUCUAAGAAAAAAAAACGUUCUUUUUCACUAAUGGGCUCCGACAUGACAAACCAUUACUACUUGAUGGCUUUUUUUAUUCCUUGUUACUUUUUUCGUUACUCAUAAUUUUUUUCUAUUACUUCUUCUUUUUCUUCUUCUUCUUCUUCUCUCUUAUUCUCUCUCUCACGCACUCCCUCCUUAUGGUUCUUUUCCUAUUUAUUCACGCCUCCUAUUCACCUAUUUAUUAAUGUAUCUUUCACGACUACUUGCGUACUUUUCUUAAUAAAAAGAUAAUAAUUUACGCAACAAACUAGCUCGUCUAUUCGAAUGCGAUUUGCAACCAACGAUAGCCUCUAGUAUUCUCUCUGCAUUUGUC
Messenger RNA from Schizosaccharomyces japonicus yFS275, 2041 nucleotides. RefSeq lists its product as hypothetical. Bases 415 to 1665 code for a protein of 416 amino acids. The record is from RefSeq and is a predicted model, not a curated record. The transcript has a single exon. Lineage: Eukaryota; Fungi; Ascomycota; Schizosaccharomycetes; Schizosaccharomycetales; Schizosaccharomycetaceae.